Molecule: messenger RNA, 657 nt
Organism: Carassius carassius (crucian carp)
Lineage: Eukaryota; Metazoa; Chordata; Actinopteri; Cypriniformes; Cyprinidae
Product: deoxynucleoside triphosphate triphosphohydrolase SAMHD1-like
Exons: 4
Coding region: 24-359 (111 amino acids)
Source: RefSeq, a predicted model, not a curated record
AUGUGAGGGACAGCUGGAGAAACAUGUGCAGGAACAACAACUUGAAUGCACAGCACUUCCAAAUUUAUUUUCUUGAAAUGGGUUUUGGGAAAGGAGGAGGAAACCUCCUUGACAAUGUCUAUUUCUACAACAAGAGGGACAGGAACACAGCAUCCAGGAUUCAGUCGUAUCAGGUGUCCAGUCUGAAGCCAGUGAAGUUUCAUGAGAAGCUUGUGAGAGUUUACUGUACAGACAUGGAUCAGAGGGUUCAGAGGAAAGCCGAGCGACACUUCCAUAAAUGGUGCACAGACAAUAGAGACACCUUCAUUGAGUUCGGCCCUGUUUUAGAUGAUGAUGACUCAGGAGAAGGAGCACAUUGAACCAUCAAUACAUGCUGAAAACAGAACAUAAGAGCCAUUUGAUAUUUUAUCUGCUCUUAAAAGCAUAUAGAUCAUGUAAGUCUAAACAAAAUAUCUAGUGCAUGUAUUUAUUUGAUUUACAUAACAUUAAGACAAUAUUAAAGUAAAGUGAAAUUGUGAAGUAGCAGCUUUCUCUCUCUCUCUCUCUCUCGCUAUAUAUCUUGGGUUUUUUAAUGGGUUUUAUCAUUUACAGUUUAUCAUCAUUACAAUGUGUGUAAUCAAAUAAUAAUAUGAAAAUAUAAUUGUAAAAGUUUUACAA